Messenger RNA from Pistacia vera, 1594 nucleotides. Its product is annotated as SNF1-related protein kinase regulatory subunit gamma-1. Lineage: Eukaryota; Viridiplantae; Streptophyta; Magnoliopsida; Sapindales; Anacardiaceae. The record is from RefSeq and is a predicted model, not a curated record. Bases 54 to 1334 code for a protein of 426 amino acids. The transcript is spliced from 6 exons.
AGUUAUAUAGAAGAAGAAAAGGAAGAGAAAGGGAGAGAGAGAAAGUAGUGGCGAUGGCGAGUUUGCGUUUGCGGAGACAAGAGAGUAGUACAGGGCAGCAGGAUAGUCCGAGGAGUCCAGAGGCGGAGGUGGGGAUGAAAGUGGAGGAUCUGUGGGACGUGCUGGAGCCACAGUUGAGUCCUACUGAGAAGCUUAAUGCUUGUUUUGAGAGCAUCCCCCUCUCUGCCUUUCCUCCUGCACCUUCCUCUCAAGUGAUUGAGAUAAAAUCAGACACCAGUCUAGCUGAGGCUGUUGAUAUACUGGCCCAGAACAAAAUUCUCAGUGCACCUGUUGUAGAUGUUAAUGCAUCGGAGGAUGCGAGUUGGAUGGAUAGAUACAUUGGAAUUGUUGAGUUUGCUGGAAUUGUUGUAUGGAUUUUGCAUCAGACAGAACCUCCUUCUCCAAGGAGUCCAAAUAGGCGUACAGCUUUUUCUGCUGCAGUUAAUGGCAUGAAGAAGACUGUUGAACUUGAGAGUUUAGGCCCUGAAUCUGCUGCAAUGACUUCUGGAAACUUUUUUGAAGCUUUGACUACUUCCGACUUAUAUAAGAACACAAAGGUCGGGGAUAUCUCAGGGUCAUUCCGCUGGGCCCCAUUCCUUGCCUUGCAAAGCUCGAACUCCUUCUUGACCAUGCUCUUGUUGCUUUCAAAGUACAAAAUGAAGAGUGUUCCUGUGGUAGAUUUUGGUGAGGGAAAGAUUGAUAACAUAAUCACCCAAUCUUCAGUUAUUCACAUGUUAGCAGAAUGUGCUGGCCUUCAAUGGUUUGAAAGCUGGGGAAUGAAAAAACUUUCAGAAAUUGGUCUUCCCAUGAUGUCACUUAAACAAAUUAUCAAGGUGUAUGAGGAUGAACCUGUGCUCCAGGCAUUUAAGCUGAUGCGGAGAUACAGAAUUGGAGGCAUACCUGUUGUUGAAAGUGGUGGUAACAAGGCAAUUGGGAAUAUAAGCCUGAGAGAUGCUCAGUUCCUUUUAACUGCACCGGAAAUCUACCAUGAUUAUAGAUCUAUCACAGCAAAGAACUUCCUAACUGCAGUGAAAAACUAUUUGGAAAAUCAUCACGACGACUCACCACUAGUAAGUGGCAUGAUUACGUGCAAAAGCGACAACACAAUCAAAGAACUGAUUCAGCUCCUUGAUUCCAAAAAGAUCCACCGAAUUUAUGUUGUUGAUGAUGAUGGGAAUUUGGAAGGGGUGAUUACACUAAGAGACAUUAUCUCAAGGCUAGUACAUGAGCCCCGUGGCUACUUUGGGGAUUUUUUCGAUGGCGUUUUGCCAUUGCCUGCUAACAGCAGGGUUUAGAAGUAAUAAGAAUUUUCCUUAUAACUCGUCCGAUAGCUAACACGCUUUUUUCUUCAAGUGGUCUUUGCUUUUUCUGUUGGUGGUGUGUUGGAGAGAUGGUUGGAUAAUAAUGAUUGUAAUAUAGGUGAUGCUCAUGUAAUUAAAAUUUUAUCUGAUUUGAUAGAGUUAAAACUUUCUGUAUAUGUUGCUGUAUCCACUCCAUGUCAGCCUCUAUAUAGAAUAUUCUAAUAAUACCAACCCUCUUUUAGUUUGCCUUUUGA